CUCUUAGCGAAUGCAUCAGUGACCGCCAGUUGAGCCUUUCCCUACGAACAAGUAUCAUUUAUCUAUAACCCAAGUCAACACACAUCUACACUCUACUAUCUACCUUUCUGCCAGACCCUAAAUUCAAGAAGCCCCAGCCUUUGAAAACAUUCACCAUGGAUCGGAUUAAGGAGAAAAUGAACUCUCUCCGCAUUGAGGCGGACGAGAACGCGGCCAAAGCAGAAGAGCUCAAGCAGAAAGUCAAGACUCUCGAACAAGACAACCUCCAAAAAGAACAAGAGAUCACUUCCCUCAACCACCGCAACCAACUCCUCGAGGCUGAAGUUGAGAAACUCGAGCAAGGCAUCAAGGAAGCGAAGGCGCUUGCCGGCGAGUCGGCACAACAUAGCAGCGAGACUGAGUCUCUUCAGCGAAAACUCCAAGUUCUCGAGGAGGAAGCUGAGCAGGCUGACAAGACAUUGAGGGAGACCAACGAUAAACUCCGGCAAACCGAUGUCAAAGCUGGCCACUUCGAGCGCAAAGUCCAAGCGUUGGAGCAAGCACGCGACGAGUGGGAGAACAAGUACGAGGAGAUGGCCAAGAAGUACGCGGAUCUACAGAAGGAAUUGCAGGAGCUGGAGCAAAGCAUGGGCAACAUCUAAAGUGAGCGAGAUACCUGGUGUUGCCAUUGUGUUUGGCAAGUGCACGGUCGAGCACAAUGCAUAGACCACGACCAUACCUACGAUACCAUGGGCAUUUGAUAAAGGGCACACCCGAAGGCGAGCGUUGACAGUCUUGAAUGAGAACCCAGAAUAGCAUUAUCGUCGAUCACCCCUGCGUUCUCGAGCCUGUUUCCGAUUCUUGGCCUUCUCUUUUGUGCGUGCCUCUUUC
Cladophialophora immunda is the source of this 870-nucleotide messenger RNA. RefSeq lists its product as uncharacterized. Gene Ontology annotation, cellular component: actin filament; actomyosin contractile ring. The transcript is spliced from 3 exons. Gene Ontology annotation, biological process: mitotic cytokinesis; actin filament organization. Bases 156 to 641 code for a protein of 161 amino acids. The record is from RefSeq and is a predicted model, not a curated record. Gene Ontology annotation, molecular function: actin filament binding. Lineage: Eukaryota; Fungi; Ascomycota; Eurotiomycetes; Chaetothyriales; Herpotrichiellaceae.